CCAAAUGAUGCUGGAGAGCCGAGAGGCGGCACCGAGCGUUUGAAAUGUCUGCUGCAGCUGAUUUUGGGGCCAGUAUGCCGGCAUUUUUCUCCCAAAUCCGCGCACCCUGAGAUCCUGGCGAACAACGGGAGACGUGCACAGUUACCGCUGCUGCCGGUAUGUGAACAACUUCUCACACUGAAGCUAAAGAUGAACCGGCUCCGUGCUUGCUGAUUUUGUUGGGUUUUUUCCCCCCCUUCUUCUUCUUUCUCCAUCGCUGUUGCAUCAAUUGGAUGCUGCGUGAAGCCGCUUGGUGAUGAUGCAUUGGUGGGGUUUGAGUGUCUUUACCCCCGAUCUGACUUUUCUCCUCGGCGAUGUAAAUUCGAGCUAUUGAGCCCGAUCUUUUUUUUUUUUUUUUUUUUUUUUUCCCUUUUGCUCACCCACCUUGCGACAGUAAAAUAAAAGGUGGGGGAGAAAUAUGAGUGAUUUCGACGCGAGGUGUGAGGAUGCCUGUAGCUGUGGUUGUGUCAUUGCUGCGGCACGUUCCGGAGCUCCUCAGCUCAAGACAGUCUCAACAAACCUCAGCUGAAGAGAAAACAGCAAGCUGGCAAGUGCUUUAUCACCCUACAUAAGCCAUACAGAGCCCGUGCAUGUUAUGUCGGACGAAGCCACUCUCCAGGGAGGGCAUCUAUUGCACUGAGAUUUUAUUGGGGUGGGAGGGUGGGGGGGCUUCCCAAGAACUGCCACAUCCCCAAAUUCGUCUGAGGACUGCUGCGAGCACACAAGCUCCCUGAUGAUUUUUGGAGGGCAGCCCUGAUGCAUCGUGUGAGUGUGAAAGCUCCGAGAGCCUUUUUGCCAGGUUUGCAUCACCAGACAGGAGACUGAGCAGACGGUAACUCUGUGUGUGUCAUGUUUAGAGGUUGGACUCUUGCCUGCUCCCUCCAACUCUGAGCCAAAAUCUUUGACCUGCCCUGUCUGAGCCCUUUUGUAUGAGCAUCACGGCGCUGCCACAACAGCACGACGGGAAACGGUGUCGAGCAGCACCAACAGUUUGUAGACAUUGCUGUUUGUGUGACUCCUUGUUUAAAAGACAAAAAACAAACCCAACCCUAUACUCAGACUCUCAGAAUAAGAGACACAGACAUCAGCUGCCAGGAUGCAGGUGUCUUUUGCAUGCACUGAGCACAACCUCAAAAGUCGCAGCGAGGACCGGCUUUGUGGCCUUCGCACCGCUCCACCUCCUGGAGGGAGCAGUGGCGGAGUAGGGGGAGGUGGUGGCGGUGGAGGAGGAGGAAGUGGAGGUGGUGGUGGUGGUGGAGGAGGAAGCGGAGGUGGAAGCAGUGGACAAGGGAGCAAUGGCAACUACAUGUCUCAAGGUUCUGUCAAGACCAGGGAGGGUUCCGGGUCUCGUCAGACUCCUCAGGGUCACGCCCACAUGAAGGAGGCUAUUGGGCGCCACACCAAUAUGAAGUACAGGAACCUGGGAAAAUCGGGCCUACGUGUUUCCUGUCUCGGGUUAGGCACCUGGGUGACAUUUGGAUCGCAGAUCUCUGAUGAAAUGGCGGAGAACCUGAUGACCGUAGCUUAUGAGAACGGAGUGAACCUGUUUGACACAGCGGAGGUGUACGCCUCUGGAAGGGCGGAAAUUACUCUAGGGAACAUCAUCAAGAAGAAAGGUUGGAGACGUUCAAGUUUUGUCAUUACGACAAAAAUCUACUGGGGAGGCCAGGCAGAGACAGAGAGAGGACUCUCCAGAAAGCACAUUAUUGAAGGUUUACGAGGAUCCCUAUCAAGACUCCAGCUAGAUUAUGUGGACAUCGUUUUUGCCAACAGAAAUGAUGUCAACAGUCCGAUGGAAGAGAUUGUACGGGCCAUGACGUUUGUAAUAAACCAGGGUAUGGCUAUGUACUGGGGAACCUCGCGCUGGAGCGCAAUGGAAAUCAUGGAGGCAUACUCAGUGGCACGCCAGUUCAACCUGAUACCACCUGUGUGCGAGCAGGCAGAGUAUCACUAUUUCCAGAGGGACAAAGUGGAAGUGCAGCUUCCUGAACUCUACCACAAGAUCGGUGUUGGAGCGAUGACCUGGUCUCCGCUCGCUUGUGGUUUAAUCACAGGCAAGUACAGUGAUGGUGUACCGGAGUGCUCCAGAGCAGCAAUGAAGGGGUACCAGUGGCUGAAGGAGCGAGUGAACAGUGAGGAGGGUCGGAGGCAGCUGGCUAAAAUCAAGGAGCUCCAUCUACUGGCAGACAGACUGGGCUGCACUGCUGCACAGUUAGCCAUCGCCUGGUGUCUGCGCAGUGAGGGAGUCAGCUCAGUACUUCUGGGUGUUUCUAAUACAGACCAGCUUCUUGAGAAUCUGGGUGCCCUCCGGAUUUUAUCUCAAAUGACCCCUCAAACCGUUACUGAGAUGGACGCCCUGCUGGGAAACAAGCCACACUCGAAGAAAGAGUCACGCGCUUGAUGAUUCAAAUCUCAGCGACGGACGAUGUUCCGAGAAGUUGAAGAAGACUUUGAUAUUGGGGAAACAUCGCUUUUUGCUCUGCUGUAUACUCAACAACUUGCAUGUCCUCGGCAACAUUUAUGCUUCCAGUAUGUGCGCAUAUCCAUUCUGCGCAGUACAUUAUAUCAUGUAGAAGAAGAAAAAAAGAAAAAAGAAAAAGAGAACUCUCUCAAUUGUGGAAGAAAAAAAACAUAAUCGAUCAUAUAUUGCUCACUGUUGAUUGUUCAGAGACUAAUUAUUUCAACAUAGAGGAAGGCUAAAGCUGGUCAAUCAAAUGUCAAUCCUAAAAUGAGGAAAGAAAGAAAAAAAAAAGGCCACCUCUGCCCUAACAUGCAACUUUACUGCGUGAACGGUGCUUUCAUUAGACGUGUGAGUCUCCUCCCCUCACAGCUGCCUGUUAUUCUGUGUGAUGUUUAGUACCCAGCAGCCAGAGAGCUAAAGGUUAGUCCUUAUGUGUCUAACCGAACAUUUCCCGUAUAGUGUGCAUGUGACUGCUCUGCCACACUCACCGCUUUAUAGGGUUGGGAACAAUGAAUUACUUGUGAAGUAAUAAAAAAAAAACCCCACAGCAAAUAAGCCACUCUGGUAUUACUUUUUUUUUUUUUAAAUCACAUGAUUUAAAAGGAAAAAUUGGCAAAUGAAUUUCAAACAUGAAGGUUACAGAGUUAGAACUGAGUCUGGCAGAAAUGUUGAAAUAAUAAUAAUAACUUAUGUGUGCUGUUACGUUGUCAAAUUGGCAAUCAGAAAUCAAAAGCCAGUGACAUUUUGCAAAGUGACUUUUCCCAACCCUGCUGCUUUCUCAGCGGUCCGUUUGCCUCCUCUGUGCGCAUGUCCCUUUAAGACAGAAUAGCCCUAACAGGGUGUAAAUGUGGCAUGGCUUCUUUUCUUUUUUUUUACGGCUUAUGUAGAUUUGCAGUGCCCUUGUAAGCCAUUUAUUUAUUUAUUUUUUAAACUCUAAGCGGUCAGAUAGUUUUAUCCGACAUAACCAUCCUGCUGGGCACGCUCGCCUUAAAGGCUCUCAGCAGUCUGCAGACACGGCUUGUGUGUUCAUGUUGCAUAUAAUCUUUGCAUCGUCCUAAACUAUGUCAAAAGAUGCUGACAUCACUUUCUAGCGGUGCCGAGUUGCUGAUCUCGAGUCGCAGGUCUGAGACGGCUGGACUGAGCGGAAAGGUUGCUGGGUGUCUGACACAAAGAUUGGGACAUAUUGUGGUGAACGUUACGUUUUCAAAAAGAUGGGAAAUAAAAACAAUAAGUCUGAGUUUA
Messenger RNA from Maylandia zebra (zebra mbuna), 3742 nucleotides. RefSeq names its product voltage-gated potassium channel subunit beta-2. The record is from RefSeq and is a predicted model, not a curated record. Gene Ontology annotation, cellular component: cytoplasm; voltage-gated potassium channel complex; membrane. NCBI's taxonomy places the organism in Eukaryota, Metazoa, Chordata, Actinopteri, Cichliformes, Cichlidae. Gene Ontology annotation, biological process: potassium ion transport; regulation of potassium ion transmembrane transport. Gene Ontology annotation, molecular function: potassium channel regulator activity; voltage-gated potassium channel activity; transmembrane transporter binding.